This is a messenger RNA of Racocetra fulgida, 558 nucleotides long. NCBI's taxonomy places the organism in Eukaryota, Fungi, Glomeromycota, Glomeromycetes, Diversisporales, Gigasporaceae. The record is from the annotation of a GenBank genome assembly.
CUAAUUCUGAAGUCGAUAUAAAAGGGCAGAUGUCGUUUUACCAAGAUCAAGAGGGUGAAGUAUGGUUGACUGGUACUUAUCAGUAUGGUUUUCAAAAACCAGGUACUUGGGAUUAUUGUUGGACAAUUCAGAACGGUUGUGGGGAUAUUCUUUUUAAUCUCACUGAUUGGUUAUAUAUGGAGUAUGCAAAAGAUAGUACAUGUGAUGGUUAUGACGAUAAAUCAAGUUAUUAUAGAAAGAGAGAUGGUUAUCUUGAUAAAAGACAUAAAGAUAUAUGUGAAAUUGGUCCAUGGGGUAGUAAGCCUUGGGUAAUUAGAGUUAGUGAUUUAACUUGGGAUUGUGAUCAUGAAGGUUUUAAAUAUAAAACUUGUAAGGGUAAAGAUAUAUAUAAGGAUAUGGUGAUUGAUUAUUCUAAAGAAAAACUUCCAAAACGGCUUAGUGAUAUGGGUCCUGAAAGUGGUCUUUAUUUAGUUAUUGAUGGUCAAAGUAAAUGGGGAAAACGUCAAACUAUUACUUCACCCGCUGCUAUUAAUGUUAAUAAUGAAGGCAAUGUUAUAA